Molecule: messenger RNA, 2178 nt
Organism: Drosophila rhopaloa
Lineage: Eukaryota; Metazoa; Arthropoda; Insecta; Diptera; Drosophilidae
Product: RNA-binding protein 45
Exons: 9
Coding region: 105-1508 (467 amino acids)
Molecular function (GO): RNA binding
Source: RefSeq, a predicted model, not a curated record
ACAUUUUUUGUGUAUACGCCAUCAAAGCGGCAAAAAACGGGAUUAAGAGGUGAAGUGCGAAAAUUGCAGCGGAAAAAAAGAAUAUCAGCAGAAGAACCAGAAUCAUGUCAGACUAUCGAUCUCAAUCUCGCGGUGGCGGACGUGGUGCCCAAGAGUACUCCAACGACGACGAUCCGCCGAUGUCGCGUCUGUUCAUAAUUUGCAAUAAAGCGCAUACUGAGGAGGAUUUCCGUGAGGCCUUUUCGCAGUACGGCGAAAUCGAGGACAUUUGGGUGGUAAAGGAUAAGCACACGCAGGAAAAUAAGGGCAUUGCCUACGUUAAGUUCUCCAAGACAUCCGAUGCGGCAAAGGCGCAGGAGGAGAUGAACGGCAAGACCAUUGGCAAGAUGGAUCGCACCCUUAAAGUCCUGGUGGCUGCCAAUCGCAAUCAGGGAUCUAAUAAAUCAGAAAAUGAGCAGGAAAAGUACGUUAGGCUGUUCAUUGUGAUCCCCAAAACGGCCACCGAGGAGGACAUUCGCGAAGAGUUCGCCCAGUGGGGUGAAGUGGAGACGGUGACCAUUGUCAAAGAGAAGAACAAUGGCAAUCCCAAAGGCUUCGGCUAUGUCCGCUUCACCAAGUUCUACUAUGCAGCAGUGGCCUUUGAAAACUGCUCCGCCAAGUAUAAGGCCGUCUUUGCCGAGCCGAAGGGCUCCACUCGCACCCAGCGGGACCAGUAUGGUCGUCCUUCCGAGGAAAAUCCGUUGUAUAGCGGAUCAGGACGUGGCAAUUCCAAUUUUAAUGGAGGAAGUAAUAGCAGCGGUGGGGGAAACAACUACAACAACGACUGGAAUGCAUCGCAGAACAACGACAUGUCGGCCUUUUUGCGCAUGCAGAAUGUCCCUGUGGCCCAGCCUUCGUGCCUUGAGGUCAACGUGAGCAACUGCGUUAACCAGGAUCAGCUCUGGCGGCUCUUUGAUAUUAUACCCGGUCUGGAUUACUGCCAAAUCAUGCGGGAACAUGGACCGCGCACCAAUGAGGCCUUGGUUGUAUACGACAACCCUGAAGCUGCCAUCUACGCCAAGGAUAAACUACAUGGCCUGGAAUAUCCGAUGGGCGAACGCAUCAUUGUUAAAGUCAAUGGAAUGAGCUCGGCUCGAAUGGACACUUCCUUCAUAGACAAGCGAACCAAAAAGGAUGCCAUCUGCAAUGUGCCAUUGCCCCCAACUCAGCCACUGGCCUCGCCCGACGCCCAGGUGGCCCAGCGUCUGUUUAUCGUGCUCUCGGCGAAUUUGCCGCAUUCGAUCUUGAAAAACAUAUUCUCCUGCUGGUCGGGACUGAUUGACGUAUAUCUAUUGCCCAACAAGAAUUGCGGUUACGUCAAGUAUGCAGAGUCUGAGAGUGCGCAAAUGGCAAUUCACACCCUUAACGGUGCAGAAAUAUGCGGUACUAAAAUAAAGGUCAUGGAGGCGGAGGAGCGCAGUGGAUCCGAUGGCGAUGACGUUGGACGUAAGCGGGUGCGCCGAAAUUAAGUACCCACUGACAACCAAGAACUUACAGAGAACGCAAUGUACGAGUACGUAACUAACUUGAGAAUACAGUCCGAUAAAAACAGUUGAACUGACCACCACGCAACAACCAACCAACAACGAAAAACCAAACAGCCACCACCAAACAACCGCUCAGUACCAGAACACUCUUAAACGGAAUGCCACAAUAACCACGAGGACUGGAGAACGCAGACCGGAACCGGCGAACGGAGACGGGUGAACAAACAGCCAACGAAUUCACCACACCCGUUGACUACCAUUGACUAACUGAAGAAACUCAAGUGGGCUCUCGUACAGAGCACUAGUAGAAAGACCCUUACGACAUUUAAACGGAUCCAACGAAAGUGCAAUGCUUAAUAUAUAUAGUAUAUACCUAAUAUCGUAUAUAUGCAUAUCCAAACCGCUUAGGGGACUUUUGAAUCUACCCGUAAUACGGAAACGAACUCUGUGAAACUUGUACCAUUACUAACGUAUUCCGACGAGAUCCAGCAAAGCAAUGAAUUCAACCAUAAUGAAUGUGUCAAGAGCAUUGACUCUUUCUCGUAACCUCACGAUUUAGCCGUGCGUAAAUGAUAUUUCAUAAACUAAAUUUAACCAAUACCUUACUGUGUAAGACCAUUAAUAAAUAUUACUAGAUGAAAAAAAUAAAAAA